This is a messenger RNA of Gadus morhua (Atlantic cod), 5231 nucleotides long. It is a transcript of the gene tnikb, whose product is annotated as TRAF2 and NCK interacting kinase b. Bases 533 to 2218 code for a protein of 561 amino acids. The transcript is spliced from 14 exons. Gene Ontology annotation, cellular component: cytosol. The record is from RefSeq and is a predicted model, not a curated record. Lineage: Eukaryota; Metazoa; Chordata; Actinopteri; Gadiformes; Gadidae.
ACCGAGCGCAGGCCACUCCCGGGAAGCGCUCGAAAUCGACACAGAGCGAACGCGAUUCCGGGAGCGCUUGUUACACGCGUCUGUGUGUGUGUGUGUGUGUGUGAGUGUGUGCGCGCGCGUGAGAGCUCUUAUUCGUGUGCCUCGAAUGUCCUCUCGCCAGUUGCGUGUGUACAUGUGUGUGUGUGUGUGUGUGCUCUUUCCGGUGGAUUGUGUCGGUGCCACCGUCCACGGCAUGUAGCACCUGGACCCGCGCGUGCAUUGGCUCCCUGCGGUUUUUCCGGUGUGUGCUGCACUUCUCCUCACGGAUUCUAACGGAGGCAGAGGAGCGAGAGGAGGAGGAGGAGGAGGAGGAGGACGGAGGGAACGGGACGGAUUGUGCGUUCGAGGAAGAAGAAAAAAGCAUCGUUUUGGUUUACAUCGUGUGUGUGCAUCUGGAGAGGAGAGGAUAGGGGGGGGGGGGGGGGGGGGGUGGGUGGGAAAUUAACCGGGGGGGCAGCACCGGAGAGCCGUGUGUGCAGCUUCCACUCGGUCGAUGGUCUUUGAAGAAGCUUCCAUUUUGAGUCCCGCACCGACCGAGAGAAUCAUGGCGAGCGACUCCCCGGCGCGGAGCCUGGACGAGAUAGACCUGUCUGCACUACGGGACCCAGCUGGUAUAUUUGAGCUGGUGGAACUGGUCGGUAAUGGUACCUAUGGGCAGGUCUAUAAGGGCGGGCCCAACGACGGGACCGUGGCCGUCAGCGACAUCCCCCGCAUCAUGCCAGCCGCCAGUCAGGGAGCCAACGAGGCCUUCGGGCUGACGGAGGGCCAGGACGGUCCCCAUGGCGACGCCUACGGGAACCCCUCCCAGGACAGCACCCUGAUGAUGCGCGAGAAACGAAGGGACAGGAGGCGGAGCUCUGCCGCCAGCAACGGGUUCCCCGGCAACACUUAUCUGUUUCCCGGCAACGCCAGUCUGCCCGAUUUGGUGCAGCAAAGCACCUCCCCCUUGGUCUCCCCCGGCGACGGCUCUGGGGCCCACUACGGUAUGGUAAGUGGGAGUGGCUCCAAGGCUUCCUUCACCCCAUUCGUCGAUCCGAGGGUCUACGGAACCUCCCCCACCGAUGACGACGAUGAGAACUCUGCCUCAGCGCUGUUCGCCGAUGAGCUCCUCCGGCAGGAGCAGGAGCAGGCCCGACUAAACGAGGCCAGAAAGAUCUCGGUGGUCAACGUGAACCCCACCAACAUCCGACCCCACAGCGACACCCCGGAGAUCCGCAAGUACAAGAAGCGCUUCAACUCGGAGAUCCUGUGCGCUGCGCUCUGGGGCGUCAACCUGCUGGUGGGGACGGAGAACGGCCUCAUGCUGCUGGACCGCAGCGGCCAGGGGAAGGUCUACAACCUCAUCAACCGCCGGCGCUUCCAGCAGAUGGACGUCCUGGAGGGCCUCAACGUGCUGGUCACCAUCUCCGGUAAGAAGAACAAGCUGCGCGUGUACUACCUGUCCUGGCUUAGGAACCGGAUCCUCCACAACGACCCUGAGGUGGAGAAGAAGCAGGGCUGGAUCACCGUGGGGGAGCUGGAGGGCUGUGUGCACUACAAAGUCGUCAAGUACGAGAGGAUCAAGUUCCUCGUGAUCGCCCUGAAGAACGCGGUGGAGAUCUACGCAUGGGCCCCCAAACCCUACCACAAGUUCAUGGCCUUCAAGUCGUUCACUGAGUUGCAGCACCGCCCCCAGCUGGUUGACCUGACGGUGGAGGAGGGUCAGAGGUUAAAGGUCAUCUACGGGUCCAGCGUGGGCUUCCAUGUCAUCGACGUGGACUCUGGCAACCCCUACGACAUCUACAUCCCCUCCCAUAUCCAGAGCCAGGUGACCCCCCACGCCAUCGUGGUGCUGCCCAAGACGGACGGCAUGGAGAUGCUGCUGUGCUACGAGGACGAGGGCGUCUACGUCAACACCUACGGCCGCAUCACCAAGGACGUGGUGCUGCAGUGGGGCGAGAUGCCCACCUCCGUCGCCUACAUCCACUCCAACCAGAUCAUGGGAUGGGGAGAGAAGGCCAUCGAGAUCCGCUCCGUGGAGACGGGGCACCUCGACGGAGUUUUCAUGCACAAGCGAGCUCAGCGACUAAAGUUCCUGUCGGAGAGGAACGACAAGGUGUUCUUCGCUUCGGUCCGGUCCGGCGGCAGCAGCCAGGUGUUCUUCAUGACGCUGAACAGGAGCUCCAUGAUGAACUGGUAACCCGUCUCGAGCCAGAGAGGAGAGCUGAUGCAAGGGGACACGGAGCAGCCAACCCCAACCCCCCCCCCCCCAGAAAAAAAAGUUAAACGACUACCAGAGAUGUUCAACCCUCUCCCCUGACACAACCCACUCCUACCCUAGCAAAUUCAAUGAAUAUACCCCCACCCUCCCCAUCCCUGAAACCACGCCCUCCAUCCAUGGGGGAGGGGGGCGGCUACUCAACGUAAGGUACGGCUGCCCCCGCUGACUACCGGGACUCCGGGUCCUCUUCCUCUGGACCUUUUUGUACGGCGGAUGCUGAUUCAUCUCGGAUGUUCUCCCGGGUGUUUCUGGGUCGCCGGACACCGUUCAAUGUCAACCGGAAAGCAGACUAACUACAUGUUAAGUAGCCUUGUGGUUUGUUGCUCACCUUGAGCACGGAAGUAGUUUUCUCUGUAGCGUAGGUCCGAGAUGGCGCGGUCGAUGGUACUACUACCGCCCUGUGCUGUUUAAAUCAGUGUAUUGCUCUCUCUCUCGCUCUCUCUCCCUCUAUGAUUAAGCACAGGAUAAAAUAAUCAACACACCGAAUAUGGGCAUGGUCUGGCUAACAUGGGUGGUCUCUCCGAUUGGGUUUUCAAACGCAAUCACAUCUUCGUGUGACGGUUGGAAUCAAUAUUGUUGUGGGGACAAACGUUCCGGUCGGCCCCGAUUUAAAAAAGAAACGUCGCUGUUGUAGCGGGAGAACAGCAAAAUUUUCAUCCGUCGAUGUCUGUCCGAUUUUAAUGCAUUUCUAUUCCCACUGUCGACAAAUUAGAUCUAUGGGGAAAAGAUGGCAAAAUACAGAACAAUUAACGUCAAGCAAGCUUCUCUUGCUUGGAUCACAGAUUAACAAACAAAACGAUUGCUUAGUACAUUACCAUUAUCAAUGUAGUGCACCUUUCUUCCUUACUCACAUUUACUUUGUUUUCUGCAAGUACACAGAGAAUCCCAUGCGCUCUUUGCGUCUGAAAAGUACAGGAGUUCCUUUUUCCAAAACUCCUCAUUGUUGAUUUAAGAUGCUAUUUCUUGCUGUAGGGACUUUGACAUAUCAAAAAAAAGAAAAGAAGCAAAUCAUACUUCUCUUAACGCAGAUCCCAAGAUCUUAACUCCAAUUUUUUUUGGAUCCAUAGGUACACAAGUGAUGCAUCACAAAGCUUGAAUUUUUAAUAAAAUCUUUUGUACCUUUUUUACCAUUUUCUUUUUGAAAUAUCUAACAUUAAAUUCUACCGAGACAAGAGGAUGGCAUCACAAAAGACAGAGAUAGAGUCACUUAGUCCUUAUAACAGUGUAACCUGGAGAACAACAAAGUGUGUAGAUAUUGUAAUGUUGCUCUCUCUUUCUCACACACACACACACACACACACACAGCCACACACACACACACACACGCACACGCAUACACACACACACACACACACACACACACACACACACACACACACACACACACACACACACACACACACACACACCUAAACACACACAGAACUCAAACCAGAGCACCAGUUUUGCCAAAAAGAAUUUGGCCCAGUUGCCAAUCUGUGGCAGUUCCUCGCGCAUCUCCCCCCAACCACUAAAAACUUCCACUUUCCUGUGUAUAUUGCACUUGUAUAAAUACACAUUUAUACUGUGAAGGACCCCAAUCAACUGCGCAAUCUGACACUGCAGAUUAUGUCAGAGUAGUUGUCGGGAAAGAUCCAACAUUCUCUUCCCUUCUACAGACUUGCGCAGAUUGCUAAACUAAAACGUAGUUAAGGAUCUGUUGUUUUGUCCUUAGUUACUGACAUUCAGGCGUGAUGUACAUCGCCUGUGUGUGUUGUUCAUGUCACUAAGUGGUUUAGCUCGAUGCUAGUAUGCUGGGUUGUCUAGUCGUCGAGUAGAAUAAGGAGGAGCUUGGACCCGUGUGAUGUAAUUCUUUGCCCGACUAAGGGACAACGGUUCAACUGCCUAGACUGACAAAUGGGAAAAUCAAAUGGGAGAUAAAAAUAUCUUCCUAAAAUGCCGACAGGCUGUUUUGAGGUUUGAAUACAGAUUUUGGAUGUGGCAAAGAAACUGUUGAAAAUCGCUAGCAUGUCCUAGCUUAGCGCUUCAACGUUUGAUUCUCUGACCUUUGUUGCAAGGCAAUUCCAUACUUAAUUAGGCAACAAAUAAAUGUUUUAAACUGUAGUACUCGGACUGAUAAAGAUUUCCCCCAGUGGUGUUUCUAAUGUCACGUUUUAACGAUUUAAAAUUAUACAUUGUUUCUAAAGGUUUUUUUUUUUAGUAUGAAGAAAGGAACCAACUGGAAUAUAUACAAAAGUCCAAAAAAACUACUUUACUUUACCCUACAACCCAGGCUUAUAUUAUAUUAUUUGUGUUCAUCAUUUUAGAGUUUGGGAGGUAGUAGAUUUACAAUUUUAAAUAAAGGCAUAGCAACAAUUCUGAACAUGUUUGCACAAGGUACUCAACCAAUGCGUACAAGAAAAGGUUCCAUAUUAUUCCAUACUUAUUUACAUUGGAAUGUUUCAAGCAAGUACACUGAGUAAGCACGUACAAUAUGUUCUCAAUGUCUUACCCGAUGACUGUUUAGUACUAACUUUUUAUUUUUGACACACAUUUGAGAGUUUAUUGUUAAACAUUUCUGUUAAGUGAAUCGAACCUAGUCCCUGGUUUCGUUGGCCUGUACCUCCAUGCCCACAAGCGCAUUGGUUCAGUGGGAUGGUGGAAGCCGUUUAUGGUGGACUAGAUAAUAGCGGAUAUCAGGCAGAUGGAAAGAAGCACAGUUAAGUGUUUUACGGAGAAGGCAGGCAACGUUCUGGGACCACAGAUUUAAAUAUAUAUAUGUAAAGGCAUUUUAGCUAUAUCAGCAUUCAUUUUACAGAAAGACAAAAAAAUAAUUCAUGAGAAAUCUUAGUUGUCUUUCUACAGCAUAAAGAAAAAAAUCUAUAAUAAUUUCUAAAAACAAAUGUAAUGAUGAUGAUAAUGAUGAAAUAAAUACAAUGUUUUUAUUGUGGUA